This is a messenger RNA of Blepharisma stoltei, 237 nucleotides long. NCBI's taxonomy places the organism in Eukaryota, Ciliophora, Heterotrichea, Heterotrichida, Blepharismidae. The record is from the annotation of a GenBank genome assembly.
AUGGCAAAUUAUUUAUCUAAAGUCAUAAUUUCUGAUAAUUCGAAACUUUUUAUUAUUGAGAGUAAAGGAAAAAUAUAUGGAACGAAAUCGAAAACCAAUAUGUUUUCAAGGGUGUUGGAGAGUCAAAUAUAUUCUUCAUAUAUUGCCAAUUCUCACCAACAGAAUAUAAAGAUAAAAAUUUGGAUGCCUCUAGAUCUUUAUAGCAAGUGUAGAGUUGAUUCAAUUCAAAUAUCAUAG